Macrobrachium nipponense is the source of this 3860-nucleotide messenger RNA. RefSeq lists its product as uncharacterized. NCBI's taxonomy places the organism in Eukaryota, Metazoa, Arthropoda, Malacostraca, Decapoda, Palaemonidae. The record is from RefSeq and is a predicted model, not a curated record. The transcript has 6 exons. The coding region runs from base 145 to 1662 and encodes 505 amino acids.
CGUACAACAAUAGUAGCUACGCAGUCCGGCCCACGACAGUGACUAGUCAAACUAAUAUCUUUGCUUGUAAAAAUCGCUUGCAAAAUAGAUUCUGACAGAGAGUUAAAUACGCCAGACGAUGUUCAUUCAUGUUAUGAACAAGAAAUGGUUCCGCAAGACCCAAGGGAAUACAAUAGCUUACAGUCGCAAAAUCAAAUCAGUGGCAAGGAAUUUACUGUGAAUCAAACUGGAGUCCAGCCCCACACCGAACAUUCAAGGCCAGCUUUCGCGAAGAGAUCACCGGCUGAAGAAAUUGCAGCGUUGCAAGCAAAUUUAUCCACACACCAAGAAAUAGUUCCGCAAGACCCAAGGGAAUUCAUUAAUUUACAGUCGCAAAAUCAAAUCAGUGACAAGGAAUUUACUGUGAAUCAAACUGGAGUCCAGCCCCACACCGAACAUUCAAGGAAUAUGACCCAACACCAACAUGAAUCUUCUGAGGAACUCGAAGGUUGUCUACAAUUCAUAUUUCAAAACAGUGGAGAGACAGAUACUAACAACCAAAAUGAAGUGGGAGGAAGACAACAUGACACUGCCUACUAUCUUGAUUUUUUAAACAAAGAACUAUCACCCGAAAAUCAUGUACAAAAUUCCGCACCCCCUGAUACAUCGACAACGGAAGACUACAAUAGGUCAGGAUAUAGUUUGGCUAAUAGUAUAUACAACAAAGGCAUUCCAGAGCCCAUUGCAUACAAGGAAGGUGUUGUUCCUGAACCGAUACAAGGGAGUUUGGAAUGCCGUGAUAGUGCUCCCAUACAGCCAGGAAUUCCUGUGACAAAUCAAGAAUCGGCGGUAAGGAAUUUUCAAUUCAGUGGCAGUUCUUUUAUAUGGCCAGUUAAUUCAAUUCCCAGUGCACAUAAUCUUCAAUCUGGAUACAAUGAAAGCUUUCUUAUACAGCCAGAAAUAUCAGCGCCCAGUAAAUCUACUCCACCGAGUUGUGGAAAGACAGAGAAUAAUCUUUCAGGUGAUGAUCAGCAUGAAAUGGCAGAUGGAUUGAGCAGAUACGAUGGAGAUCUAAGUGAAGAGAGCGAAGUUGGCACAAAAAGAAAGAAUCGCAAAAGGAUGAAAAGUAUGCAAAGUGAGGCAGAGAAAAAGAAAAAAAUAGCCGAAAAAUCAAAACAAAACCACAUAAGAAAGAAUGAAGCAUUUGUCAAUCUAAGACAAAACGUUAAGACUUUAAAAAACCAAAUUCAGACUUUACAAAACCAAUAUCAGACUUUACAAAACCAAAAUCAGACUUUACAAAACCAAAAUCAUAAAAAGGAUCGCAUCAUAGCUAAUCUAACUUCAAACCAAGCAGUGUUUGAAAAUUUUCCAAACAAUCCACAAUCGGCAUCAGCUGAAAAUAAACUUCACGAGGAAGAAUUCACCGAUAUGAUGCAUCAAGCUAAUGUGGAAGCAUUUGAUCAAGAAAAAUUCUUAAAACUCAUGAAUAACUGGUUCAGAAGCAAAGACAGGUCAGAAAUACGAGUGAAUGAUAGAGAGCCAAAAGCUGGAGUUGUCCGAGUUGAAAGAGGCGAACAAAAGAUGAAAAUUCGUGUUUUAACAUAUUACAGGAAAAUGGAAAGUGAAAAAGAACGCUACAAGAAAUGUAAAGAGGACCAUGAACGCAAUGGCUUAGCAUAAAGCAUCUUAAUUAUCUCGUUCAUGAUAGUAACCUUAUGAUAAUCAUAACAUGAAAACCCGCUAUCUGCUUCUUAAAAUCAACCCAUCGCCACAAGAAAUAUCCAAACACUCUAAGCGUCUUUCCUGCCUCCUUCGAGGAGCCAUUUUUAAUCAUUGUAGAGAAAACCACAACGGAAGACCAGAAAGAGCUGAGCUCAUAAAGAACAGAACAUGGAAGUUAUUAACCAAGCACCUAUGCUAUGUAGACACGUUAGAGGAAAUAAACUUAAGACAACUGAAAUCUUUAUAAGCCCUUAGAAAACUUGGUACACCAGCUACAUGCUGAUGAAAAAAAAGAUAGUAAUAGAGAAGACUGUAUAAAUUAAAUGCUGUUGAAACAGCUAAAAUAUUCAAUGAAAAAGGCAUUGCACCAGCUAAUACAUCUAAUAUAAAUUGUACCUUGAGAAAUGAAGAUGUCAUUGUUACAUAACCUUGGCAGAAAGACCUCCACAAAAAACAUUCUUCAUAUGUCAAAGUGUAAUUAUGGAAAUCCCUCUUUAUAUACACUUUCAAUUCUUUAAAGUAUAUAUUAAAGUAUAUAUUUCCAUACAAAAUGUAUGGAAAUUACUCGUCAUAAUUAUAAUAUUUUUCCUUUUCAUUUACAUACAAGAUGCACAUUUCACUUCAGUAAGGGAUAUUUAUCUCAAAAUUUGUAAAUUCAUUCCUUUUUUCUGUCCACAGAUACCUCUAGUCUCCCUUAAUCUUCUGUAUUCACCUUGUUAUCUUACAGGGUUCUAUAUUUCUGUGACACCUCUCACACUGUCAGCUCCUGAACAUCCAAGGAAAUCAAUCACUUCCAACUUUCAACCACCAACAUUAACUUUAUUUGCUCCCUCAUCCUGGUUUUCAUUCUCUCUCUCUCUCUCUCAUGACUACUCUUCAUAUCAAAUUGACAUUUUAUUCUCUAAAAAAAUCCCAGGUGUCCUUUCCCUUUCCCGACCCAUUUUCUUAUCCUGUAACCUUGCAUCAAUGUUUGACCUCCAUUCCCAGCUUCAGUAGAAGUUGGCCAUUCAUAUAUUUCUCCAAAAAAGAUGAAAUUUUCAAUCUCUUUUGACAAUUAUUUUUAACCUAAAUUAAACGUUGAGUAAUGAGUUGAAGCAGAAAAGUUGUAUACAACAUACAGAAUAUACUUAGCAGUGUUUGUGUCAAAUAUCACGAUGUAAUGAGGGCAAUUUUUUUUUCAUUUCAUAAAAUUCUCUAUAUAUGUUAAAUACGUGAUAUAUGCAGUCAUAGAGUAUAUAGUAAGUAAAUCACUGAAAGAAAGUCAUUCAUUUUUACUACUGGAUCAAUAUACUAUACACUGAAGGCAUUGCUGAAGGUUUCUGUUGCGGAAAGGGACGGAUACCCCUUUUAGCGACAAACCUGACGUUGUUUAGCAAGAAGAAUCCAAGACGAGUGCAGAUAGUUAAGUAAUAACGUAAAUCCUUUUAUAUAAAUGCCCGUACGAAUCCGGACAAAACUGUUUAGAGGAGAAGAAUAUUAAUUUCUUAUUAGAAAGUUUAGCUUUUCAUAAUCUUUUAUUAUAAAAUUGCCCAAUGUAUUUAUGAAAACAGGGGAUCGCGCUAGGCGAAAUAACCGCCUUACAGAUGAACCGCUGUGGGUAGCCAAAUUUAAGUAAUGUAAAGUAAAACUUUGAAUUUAUUUCAACCCUCAUGCCGAGUAUUAAAGAUAAAAUUUCCCCCGACUGAAAGUACGACGCAAAAAACAUUGUCUAGUUUACGCUCGUUUGGCGUCACCAAAUUGUAACUAGGCUACCCCAAGCGGACGCCGGCAUUCUUCCCAAGGUGCCAUUCGAACUCAAGUAGGUUGCAAACUCUCCUCUGCAAUCAGACAGUGUCGUUUGCCAUUAUGAGUGUGUUAUAAGUUCAUCGUAGGCCAUCCACAAGAUAGCGUGUCAAUUUGCUAGAUUUUGGGAUUAUCGUGUUUAGCAAUCCUUGAAUAAGUAAAUAAUGUGGGUCUGUAAUCUGUAAGUUCAUAAUAAGCAUAUACGUCUUGUAAUUCAGAAACCAACGGCGGCCACGUGAUGUGUAAGAUUGAGUUUUAUUUCAUGUAAUAUCAUUCCUCUUUGGCCUUUAAAUGCCGUUUAUGAUGAGAGUAUGCGGGGAUUGUUAUUGUGUUUGAAAAAUAAUUUAUUUUUUGUAAUAAAACUUUAAAAUUCA